Arctia plantaginis is the source of this 264-nucleotide messenger RNA. Lineage: Eukaryota; Metazoa; Arthropoda; Insecta; Lepidoptera; Erebidae. The record is from the annotation of a GenBank genome assembly.
AUGAGAAGGCGUGACUGUGAUCUUCGUGAUGACCGUGGUGUUCCUCAUGAUUGGCCUGGUGUUCUUCAUAGUGACCACGGUGUUCCUCGUGGUGACCAUGGUGUUCCUCAUUGCGAUGAUGGUGAUAUUCCUCAUGGUUUACUGGAGCGUGCUUGUUUUCAUGGGUUUGAUGAAGAACUAUACUCUGAGACGAGUAGGCAUGACCCUGAUCAUGGCCAUGAUGCUGAUGGUUUUGGGCAGCGACUGCAGCAAAUGCCACGGUGA